Globicephala melas (long-finned pilot whale) is the source of this 2067-nucleotide messenger RNA. It is a transcript of the gene ISCA2, whose product is annotated as iron-sulfur cluster assembly 2. Gene Ontology annotation, cellular component: mitochondrion. Gene Ontology annotation, molecular function: 2 iron, 2 sulfur cluster binding; iron ion binding; 4 iron, 4 sulfur cluster binding. Lineage: Eukaryota; Metazoa; Chordata; Mammalia; Artiodactyla; Delphinidae. Gene Ontology annotation, biological process: iron-sulfur cluster assembly. The record is from RefSeq and is a predicted model, not a curated record.
UGGGACAAUGCGAGGGGCGGUGCUUGUGGAAGAAAAUGGCGGCCGUCAGAGGGUUGAGUCUAACCGCUGUGGCCCUGAGAGCAGUCACUCUCUGGCCAGGGGGCAGGCUCCUCGCGGCCUCCCGCGGACCUCGGGCGCUUCGGGAACUGUCGUCCUCCAGCCCCGAAGCUGGCGAAGGGCAGAUCCACCUCACCGACAGCUGCGUCCAGAGGCUUCUGGAAAUCACCGAAGGGUCAGAAUUCCUCAGGCUGGAGGUGGAGGGAGGUGGAUGCUCCGGAUUCCAGUACAAAUUUUCACUGGAUACAGUUAUCAACCCCGACGACAGGGUAUUUGAACAGGGUGGGGCAAGAGUGGUGGUUGACUCUGAUAGCUUGGCCUUCGUGAAAGGGGCCCAUGUGGACUUCAGCCAAGAACUGAUCCGAAGCUCAUUUCAAGUGUUGAACAAUCCUCAAGCACAGCAAGGCUGCUCCUGUGGGUCAUCCUUCUCUGUCAAACUUUGAUGUGAUGACAGGUGACCCAGAGAUGACCAUCAUCUGUACGGAUUUGAGGAACCUGGGAUUAGAAGAAUUCUAGAGGUUUCCUUCCAAUCCUGUCCCUCUCACAGUUUCAUUUCCCUCGAUCCAGGAAUGCUGUGUUUCACCACUAUUUAUUUUCAGAAUGUGAAGCUUUUUCUCUUGAGUUAAUUUCUCCCUCACAGUUGUAAGGCCAAGCCUGUAGAUGCUAUUACGUAAGAUUUAGUAACUUGUCGAAACCAGUAUCCUCUGUAGAGCCUCCAAGGUUCCAGAAUUUGGAAUUCUCUGGCCUUCAGAGCUACUUGUACAUAGGUGUAUAGCUGUGUGUAAAAGCUUCAUUUUAAAGAAAGUCCUUAAUUACUUGUGUUGUGGAUCAGGGUCAUAGAUUGGGUGGGUUGAACACUGGUUACUAGGCCAGAGAGGAUGAAAAAGGCAAAUGAAAUGUUAUCUUUUUCAUUUCAUCCUUCCUGAAUGUGCUAGUUGACUUACCCUUAUUUUCUAUGCAGCCCAUUCUCUGCUUCCCAUUUGUUACAGCAGAUACAUUUUCCUCUCAUACUCAUGAAUCUGCUAGAUUCACAAAACCAAUUGCCCAUCACCCAGAAAACUUGGACCUAAACCUCACUGAUACUUGAAUUGUUUGAAAAAUAGCCUCAUACUCCAUAUUCACACAGACAUUUUAAGCUUCUUUGAUCCUUUAGUGACUGAAUCUUUUUAGAAUAUGUUGCUUCACUUACCUUAUGGUGUAAAAUGUUUCUGAUCUCAUUGCAUAGCAGGAAGUGGUCCCUUUGUUGGCACAGAUAAUAGAUACUUGGGGAUUUUUUUUUUUUUUUUUUUAGUUUGGACUACCAGAUAAAAUGCAGGAUGCCCAUUUAAAUAUGAAUUUCAGAUAAAUAGCAAAUAAUUUUUAGUAUAAGUGUGUCUCAGUGAAUACUAGAAAUUAUUUGUUGCUUAUCUGAGAUUCAAAUUUCACCGGGUAUCCUGUAUAUUACUUGUUAAACUUGGUAACCUUACUUUAGAGUCACUGAAAGAAGAGCUUUUUAGCCACAAAUUCCAAUAAAUUUUAAAGUACUUGUUUGGUAAAGCACUUAAAUAAGCUAAAGAGCUAGAAAUGAUUGUGGUAUGUGUGUGAUGGAGCUGGGGCAGCCAGAACUGCAUGGACAGACAACUAAAAAAAGAUAAAAACACCACCACCAUGACAAAUGAUUAAUGAAUGCUAAUGCUGGGGAAACCACAACCAAGUUGAUUCUGUAAGGAUUAUUGGUUAAACCCAUCUUUUCCUCGAGAGCCUAAAAGUUCAUGUUGGCAAAUCUUGCAUUUCUGGACUGGAUUGAAAUUUUUCUAGACUGGAUUGGAAUUGAGGUCAUUCAAUAAAGAAUUUACCAUUAGAAAAAUAGAAAUACAGAAUUUAGAGACAAAAUAGCUGAGACAGAAACUUCAUACUUACAUUUUCAAUAUGGGAAAACCUAGGACUUAGAGAAAACAAACCUAUCGUGUGUGCAGUCUGUACAAAGAUGAAAGAAAGGGACACUCAGAAACCUGAGCAGUUUUUUUUUUA